Mytilinidion resinicola is the source of this 1651-nucleotide messenger RNA. Its product is annotated as serine/threonine protein phosphatase-like protein 2A catalytic subunit. Bases 239 to 1228 code for a protein of 329 amino acids. Gene Ontology annotation, cellular component: cytosol. Gene Ontology annotation, biological process: peptidyl-serine dephosphorylation; mitotic cell cycle. Gene Ontology annotation, molecular function: protein serine/threonine phosphatase activity. The record is from RefSeq and is a predicted model, not a curated record. The transcript has 6 exons. Lineage: Eukaryota; Fungi; Ascomycota; Dothideomycetes; Mytilinidiales; Mytilinidiaceae.
CGGACCUUCACCACCUGCCGCAAUCGUCGCCGUCGCCAUACGAUACCACCGACGCCCAACCUCACCGGCCACUUGUACGGUCCAAGUGCUAACAGGCCAGGUCCCGCCAUCGGCGUGCCCUUUCUUCUAAACAGCACGUCAUCUGUUCCUAAUCCGGGGCGGCAAGCAGCGCCCUCGCAAAAGCACCCCCAACGAACCGCCAACCCUUCUAUACCCCGGCGCUCACGCUCCCGCAAUCAUGGAUACGAAUAUGGAGGAUGUGAAGAUGCCUGAGCCCAUGCAGAUGUCGUCUGUCCCGACCACAGAACCUGCCUCGAUUUCGACUCUCGACGGAUGGAUUGAGAGUCUGAUGGCCUGCAAGCAGCUGGCUGAGAGCGAUGUCCAGAGACUUUGCGACAAGGCUAGGGAAGUCCUUCAAGACGAGUCCAAUGUACAGCCAGUCAAAUGCCCCGUCACUGUGUGCGGAGAUAUACACGGCCAGUUCCACGACUUGAUGGAGCUCUUCAAAAUCGGUGGACCCAACCCAGAUACCAAUUACCUCUUCAUGGGUGACUAUGUCGACCGUGGCUAUUUCUCGGUGGAAACUGUGACUCUCCUUGUGGCCUUGAAGAUUCGGUAUCCCCAGCGCAUCACAAUCCUCCGCGGCAACCACGAAUCCCGCCAAAUCACCCAGGUGUACGGCUUUUACGACGAGUGCCUUCGAAAGUACGGAAACGCUAACGUGUGGAAAUCCUUCACGGAUCUCUUCGACUACCUCCCCCUCACCGCCCUUAUCGACAAUCAGAUCUUCUGCUUGCACGGCGGCUUGUCUCCCAGCAUCGACACCCUCGAUAACAUUCGGGCUCUUGACAGAAUACAGGAAGUGCCCCACGAAGGUCCUAUGUGCGACCUCCUCUGGUCAGACCCUGAUGAUAGGUGUGGAUGGGGCAUAUCUCCCCGAGGCGCGGGGUACACUUUCGGGCAGGAUAUCUCAGAGGCGUUCAACCACAACAACGGCCUGACGCUCGUGGCACGGGCCCAUCAAUUGGUCAUGGAGGGCUACAACUGGUCUCAGGAUCGAAAUGUGGUGACAAUAUUCUCUGCGCCCAACUACUGCUACAGAUGCGGUAACCAGGCCGCGAUCAUGGAGAUCGACGAGCAUCUGAAGUACACCUUCUUGCAAUUCGACCCGUGCCCACGGGCUGGCGAGCCGAUGGUAUCUCGUAGAACCCCGGACUACUUCCUUUAGACAGCGUGCUUCACGACUCGAUUCCCUUUGCAUGAUUGGUAGACUGUACAUAAUACAUCAGCCUAUCAGAACGAACCGGUUUGGUCUCUCGCUGUGGACCUUCCGUGAUGAUGUCAAUGCCACGCUUGAAUGGGCGUUACAGUUGGGUGGCAUGGCGUGCGUCGAACCACGGAGUGCGUUGCAAGAAGCAGCAGGGCUUCGCGAAGCUGAGCGCGCAGAACGCAGACGGGACAACAAGCUUUUCUGCCCGAUGAGCGACGAGUAUGGGCGUGCCAUGAAAGACUUUGCUUGGGAUGUGCUUUCCGUCGUGACUGCUUCAACUUGGCGAUAAUAAUGAAUUCCUAGCAUCGAGUUCCCCCACUUCGCGCUAGACCAAGAGAAGCGUUAAUUGAACAAUUGGUUAAAUGAAUUCGGGCCAAGACA